ACAGGUAAAAACAUUGAGAACUGUUUGGACGAAUUUUUGUUCAAAAUGGAAGUGGGCUCUCAGCUCUCAGUGGUGCGGAGCAGAAAGGUGCUGCUGGAUUCAGGGAUCUGCCCAGCUCACAUCAUCAUAGAAGGUGGCAAGAUUGUGGACAUAGUGCCUGAGGGAGUCACAGCACCACAGGGAACAAGUCAACAGAUUCUGGACGUUGGAGACCUCCUGGUGAUGCCUGGUGUUGUGGACAGUCAUGUCCACGUUAAUGAACCAGGCCGCACUGAUUGGGAAGGCUAUUGGACAGCAACAAGAGCAGCGGCAGCAGGUGGAAUAACAACUAUUGCUGACAUGCCACUGAACAGCAUCCCACCAACAACUACGUUAGAAAACUUCCGAACGAAACUGCAGGCUGCUAGAGACAAAUGCUUUGUUGAUACUGCAUUUUGGGGAGGUAUUGUCCCAGGCAACCAGUCUGCACUGCGCCCCAUGAUUAAGGCUGGGGUCCCGGGGUUCAAGUGUUUCCUCAUUAACAGUGGAGUGGAUGAAUUCCCUCAUGUUACUGAAGCUGAUCUGCAGCCAGCCCUGUCUCAACUGCAGGGCACAGGUCGGGUGUUACUGUUCCAUGCAGAGCGCAAGCUGGAACAUGUGACUCCUCAACUAAACAAUCCCCGUGAUUAUACAACAUUCCUGGUGACCCGACCCGACGAGAUGGAGGUGGAUGCCAUUCGAAUAGUUAUUAAACUUUGCCUCCAGUACAGAGUUCACUGUCAUAUUGUCCAUCUUUCCACUGCGGAAGCUCUACCCCUCAUAAAUGAAGCCCGCAGAGCGGGGGCUAUGCUUACUGUUGAAACCACUCAUCAUUAUCUCUCACUGGCUGCUGAAGACAUCCCAGAAGGUGCCACACACUACAAAUGUUGCCCUCCGAUUAGAGCAAGAAGAAAUCAGGAACGGCUGUGGUCUGCACUGAAAGCUGGAAAGAUAGACAUGGUGGUCUCUGAUCAUUCUCCAUGCACCGCAGACCUUAAACUGUUGCAGUCUGGAGACUUCCUCAAAGCAUGGGGAGGAAUUUCUUCUCUGCAAUUCGGUCUUCCACUGUUCUGGACUUCUGCUCGUCAACGAGGAUUUAGUCUUCAAGACGUAGUGAACCUAAUGUGUAAAAACACCGCCAGGCUGUGUGGGCUGGAGAACAGAAAAGGUUCUCUUGUUGUUGGUAAGGAUGCAGACCUUGUGAUAUGGGAUCCUGACAGAGAGUUUGAGGUGAAAGAUGCCUCAAUUCAUCACAAAAACAAGUUGACCCCAUAUCUUGGACGUAGACUGCAGGGAGAAGUUUUUGCUACCAUUGUCCGUGGAAAGAUUGUCUAUCUACAAGGAAAAUUCUCCGAUAAACCCCUGGGAGAGCACAUUCUGAUCAAUAAUACUCAAUCAUGAACCGAAUCAAGCUUCACGUUUAUGUUCUUUCCCAAAAACACAUUAAUCAGAGCCGACCUAUCUCAUUUCAGCACGUUUGCAUCCAUUAAAUACAUACGUAGAAGUGCCUGCUAGUGACUGUUCGUGGGUGAACUUCUGACAUGUUUUGCAUGGUAUUUCUCUGUCUGUAAUUUUGACAUUGAAUGCUGGGAAUAACUGCUCCACCACUAUGUGAGAGUAUUAUGCUCAAACAUGAAAAGUGAGAGCUGGGAAAGUCCUGCUUGUCAACUAGCCUGUCCCAUAGAACUGAAUUGUCUUGUGCAUUUCAAUACAUAAACUCCCACCUCCACCAGGAAGCCGCAUUACUUCCAGCUGGAGUGAUGGAAAAUGAAAACCAUCAAAACGUCGAGAAGGGAAGAGGGUAGAAGAAAAUUCUAAAAUAUUUCUCUAUUCCAGACACCAUUCCAGCCCUAAUUAAUGUGCAGGGUAACCUUUGCUACAGCCACUAAGAAGGUCCAGCUCUCAUGAAGUAAUUUAAGAAAUCAGCAUUGGUCUCACAAACCAGAAACCUGUCCCACAAUUCCGCUAUUCUCUAGGUAAAGAAGAGCCUCCUAACAGCCAGCAUUAAACAUAUCAAUUCAUUGAUGUCAGCAACACUGAUGACCGUAACAGUACAGACAGUGAAUAAGGAUAUCACUCAUGUCAUGAUUAAACAUCUUAGAUUCCCCUACAGUGAGGAAACAGGCCCUUCGGCCCAACAGGUCCACACCACCCUUUGGAACAUCCCACCCAAACACAUCCUCCGAUAACUCUCACACCCCUGAACAAUCUGGGCAAUUUAGCAUGGCUAAUCCAUCUAGCCUGCACAUCUUUGGACUGCGGGAGGAAACCAGAGCACUCGGAGGAAACUCACACAGACACGGGGAGAAUGUGCAAACUCCGCACAGACAGUUGCCCAAGGCUGGAAUCGAACCCGGGUCACUGGUGCUGUGAGGGUGCAGUGCUAACCACUGAGCCGUGCCGCCCUGAUCUACUAUAAACUGUAGUUAAUGUAAUGGACUAAUUGAUAAUCUGACUACACAUUUUGCUUAGUGGAAGCAGCCAGUAGCAGGAACAGGCUCAUAACAAAUUAGCAUCACAUUUAUACCAUGUUGUUUGAACUUCAGAUAGAAAAGAAAAUAAAUCCCUAGGAUUGCCUAUCAA
Messenger RNA from Stegostoma tigrinum, 2601 nucleotides. RefSeq names its product Allantoinase, mitochondrial. Lineage: Eukaryota; Metazoa; Chordata; Chondrichthyes; Orectolobiformes; Stegostomatidae. Gene Ontology annotation, molecular function: cobalt ion binding; zinc ion binding; allantoinase activity. Gene Ontology annotation, cellular component: cytoplasm. Gene Ontology annotation, biological process: purine nucleobase catabolic process; allantoin catabolic process. The record is from RefSeq and is a predicted model, not a curated record. Bases 46 to 1419 code for a protein of 457 amino acids. The transcript has 11 exons.